This is a messenger RNA of Tyto alba (common barn owl), 1611 nucleotides long. It is a transcript of the gene PDLIM2, whose product is annotated as PDZ and LIM domain 2. Gene Ontology annotation, cellular component: filamentous actin; adherens junction; stress fiber. Gene Ontology annotation, biological process: muscle structure development; heart development; actin cytoskeleton organization. The record is from RefSeq and is a predicted model, not a curated record. The transcript has 10 exons. Gene Ontology annotation, molecular function: muscle alpha-actinin binding; actin binding. Lineage: Eukaryota; Metazoa; Chordata; Aves; Strigiformes; Tytonidae. Bases 109 to 1170 code for a protein of 353 amino acids.
CAGCAAGAGGAAGCGGCAGCGGCUGCCGGCACCCUGCGAGUUUGUGAGGCUGUGGGUCCCCUCCCCGGAAGGAAAGCGCUGCCGGUCUCCAUCGAACUUCCCGCUGCCAUGCCGGUGACGGUGACCUUGGCCGGCCCGGCCCCCUGGGGCUUCCGCAUCACGGGGGGAAGAGAUUUUGGGAAGCCCAUCACCGUCUCCAAGGUGGCGGAGCACGGGAAGGCGGCCGCGGGCGACCUCCGGCCGGGGGACGUCAUCGUCACCAUCAACGGGGAGAGCGCGGCCGAGAUGCUCAACGUGGAGGCGCAGAAUAAGAUCAAGCAGAGCCCCGGGCGGCUCCAGCUGCAGGUGGAGAGGGCCCCGAUGUCACUUCCCAGCCACACCAACGGGGACACCUCGCCGGAGAGGCUGGCCACACGCUUCCAGGACACGCUGCGGAUGCAGGAAGAGAGCCAGGGUGCCCUGAGAGCCUCCUGCUCCAGCCUGGCAUCCCUCACCCCGCCGCCAGGCAGCAGCAGCUCGCAGCCCUCGGAGGAGCAGUUCGUCUGUCCUGGCCUCUGCCAGCAGGAGCGAGGAAGCCUGAGCCACCAGAACAGCUCCCCGGGGUCAAUCUUGCCUCCACCCCCCCCGCGCCCACCCUCACCGGGGCUCGGGGCCCCCCCAAACCCUUGGGAGACGUGCAGAGAGCAGCGCCGCUCCUCAUCCUCUCCCAGCCCUUGCAACAGCCUGGGCUCGGAGCCGGCCAUGCGGCGCUUGGAAGAGGAUUCGGAGGUUUACAAGAUGCUGCAGGAGAACCGGGAGCUGCGGGCGGCCCCGCGGCAGUCCAGCACCUUCCACCGGCUGCAGGAGGCUCUGGAGGACGAGGGCGGAGCCGGCCUUGCAGCCCCCUUCCCCAGCCGGCUCUCGCCCAGCGCCCGCAAACCCGUGGCCGGCGUCCAGAAGCUGCACGUCUGCGAGAAAUGCGGCAGCACCAUCGCGACGCAGGCGGUGCGGAUCCAGGACGGCCGGUACCGGCACUCAUCCUGCUACGCCUGCGCCGACUGCGGCCUCAACCUGAAGAUGCGGGGUCACUUCUGGGUGGGGGACGAGCUCUACUGCGAGAAACACGCCCGCCUGCGCUACCAGGGCCCCCCGGGGGGGCCCGUCACCCCCUCUGUGUCCCCCCACUCCUGAGCCCCAGGCACCGGCGCGGCGCGACGGGGAGCUCGCUGCCUGCCCCGCCUCGUGUCCCGGGGAGCAGAGCGCACCCCGAACCCCCCGUUCUGGGGUGUCCCACCGCUGCUUUGGUAGGGUGGGGGGUCUGCGUUUAAGGGGGGGUGGGUGUUUGGGUUGGGGGCGUCACCGGGUUGAGGCGGGGGAUGCGCUGCAGCUGCCCGCCUUUGCCCCUGCUGUGCCAGUGCGUGUGAUGAGCUGGGUUGGUUCUCAGCCUGGGCUGCAGCAAGCCUGGGGACAUGGCGGGGGGGGGGGGGGGGGGAGGCACGGGGGGGGCACAGGGACGCUUGAGCACUUAGGUACUGGAGAGGGGGCUGGCACCGCUUUGUACACUGACUGCAAAGGGCUUCUCUGAGAUAUUAAACCAGAUCUCUAUAUAAAUAUAAUAUAUAUUUGCUCUGC